AUGGCACAGCCUUCCAAGCUGCUGAGCCUGCUGCUGCUGCUCCUGCUGCUGCUGGGCCCCCCAACCACCGCAGGCAUGGAGGACCCGACUUUCCCCCACCUGGGGGAGAGCUCGCAGCCCCCACCCCGGGCCUGCCCCCCACGCUGUUCCUGCCCCCGAGCUGACACAGUGGACUGUGAUGGCCUGGACCUGAGGGUGUUCCCCCACAACAUCACCAAGGACGCUCAGCAACUCUCCCUGCAGAACAACCAGCUCCAGGAGCUCCCCUACAACGAGCUGUCCCGCCUCAGCAGUCUCCGAACCCUCAAUCUGCACAACAACCGCAUCUCCUCAGAGGGCCUGCCCGACGAGGCCUUUGAGUCCCUCACCCAGCUGCAGCACAUCUACGUGGCCCACAACAAGCUCUCGGUGGCCCCCCAGUUUCUGCCUCGUUCCCUCCGAGUAGCGGAUUUGGCUGCCAACCAAGUGACGGAGAUCUUCCCACUCACCUUUGGGGAAAAGCCUGAGCUCAGGUCCGUGUACCUCCACAACAACCAGCUGAGCAACGCUGGCCUGCCCCCCGAUGCCUUUCAUGGCUCUGAGGCCAUCACCACCCUCAGCCUCUCCAACAACCAGCUCAGCUACCUGCCACCCAGCCUGCCACCCUCUCUGGAGCGGCUCCACCUGCAGAACAACCUCAUCUCCAAGGUACCCAGAGGAGCUCUGAGCCGCCAGACACACCUCCGUGAGCUCUACCUCCAACACAACCAGCUGACGGACAGUGGCCUGGAUGCCACCACCUUCAGCAAACUGCACCGCCUUGAGUACCUGGACCUGUCCCACAAUCGGCUGGCUACAGUGCCUACUGGCCUGCCCCGCACCCUGGCUGUGCUGCACCUGGGCCGAAACCAUAUCCAACAGGUGGAGGCAGCCCGGCUGCGUGGGGCAAGGGGACUGCGCUACCUGCUGCUUCAGCACAACCAGCUGGGGGCAGCUGGGCUGCCUGCAGGGGCGCUGCGGCCUCUGCGGGGCCUGCACACACUGCACGUCUAUGGAAAUAGACUGGAGCGCGUGCCCCUGGCACUGCCCCGCCGUCUGCAGUCCCUGAUGCUUCCCCACAAUCGUGUAGCCGCACUUGGAGCCCGUGACCUGGCUGCUAUGCCAGGCCUGGCGGAGCUCAACCUGGCCUAUAACCGCCUGGCCAGUGCCCAUGUGCACCACCGAGCCUUCCGACCACUGCGUGCCCUACGCACCCUUGACCUUGCAGGCAAUCAGCUGACUCGGGUGCCUACAGGUCUGCCUGCUGGCCUGCACACCCUGCGGCUGCAGCGCAACCAGCUGCGGACCCUAGAGCCUGAGCUGCUGGCUGGUUUGGACCAGCUGCGGGAGCUCAGCCUGGCACACAACCGACUCCGAGUAGGCGACAUCGAGCCAGGCACCUGGCAUGAGCUACGGGCCCUGCAGGUGCUGGAUCUCAGCCACAACGACCUGUCCUUCGUGCCUCCCGACCUGCCCGAGGCCCUUGAGGAGCUACACCUGCAGAGCAACCGCAUCAGCUAUGUGGGCCCCGAAGCCUUCCUCAGCACGCCAAGCCUGCGUGUCCUCUUCCUCAGGGCUAAUAAGCUUCACAUGACCAGCAUUGCGCCUGAGGCCUUCCUGGGCCUCCCACACCUGCGAGUGGUGGACACCACGGGUAACCCUGAGCAGGUCCUGAUUCGGCUGCCACCUACAGCACCACAUCGGCCACGGGCAGGGGGCCCUUGA
Messenger RNA from Artibeus jamaicensis (Jamaican fruit-eating bat), 1743 nucleotides. RefSeq names its product podocan like 1 (gene PODNL1). The coding region runs from base 1 to 1743 and encodes 580 amino acids. Gene Ontology annotation, molecular function: protein binding. The record is from RefSeq and is a predicted model, not a curated record. NCBI's taxonomy places the organism in Eukaryota, Metazoa, Chordata, Mammalia, Chiroptera, Phyllostomidae. The transcript has 10 exons.